This is a messenger RNA of Talaromyces stipitatus ATCC 10500, 1323 nucleotides long. RefSeq names its product TBP interacting domain protein, putative. Gene Ontology annotation, cellular component: DNA recombinase auxiliary factor complex; condensed nuclear chromosome. The coding region runs from base 838 to 1308 and encodes 156 amino acids. NCBI's taxonomy places the organism in Eukaryota, Fungi, Ascomycota, Eurotiomycetes, Eurotiales, Trichocomaceae. The record is from RefSeq and is a predicted model, not a curated record. The transcript has 2 exons. Gene Ontology annotation, molecular function: recombinase activator activity; double-stranded DNA binding. Gene Ontology annotation, biological process: meiotic joint molecule formation; meiotic strand invasion involved in reciprocal meiotic recombination; homologous chromosome pairing at meiosis.
CAGAUGAAUAAACUGAAUUCAUUUAAGUCUUUGGCUAAUUGCAUUGACUAUACCCCAAAACUGAUAGCCACGUGAUACUACUACUAUAUGCUUGGUAGGUAUCUAUCUACUUUUUGGGAAGGCACCAACCUUGCAGUCCCGUCUUUCCUUUCCUCUGGUCAACAUCCCAACAUUCGACUUUAUCCUGCUUUUCAUGUGGCAUCAGCUAUUAGAACCUAACUUCAACUGUACACCAAGCACGAAUCCGCUCCCGUGUCAGAACUCCCUCCUGUGAUUAGAAUCAAUGGCACCGAGGAAGAAGAAAGGCGAAAAGGAGUCGGGAGAGAAUGGUAUGUUCUGUCACUCUGUCAGAGCCUUUUGCAGUAUGCAUUGGGGUGUCUAAUUAACAUGAUAAAAAGGCCCGACACUUAUUCUGGAAUAUCUGAGUGAGUCUGUCUUCCUUGGGAUCUAAGGCGAUAUUGAUACUCAUAUCUGAGAUGUUUAUGUGUAGAGAAACAAAAGUACGUUCAUACCCCAGACGAGGAUUCAAGGAAAACGAGACGGAACUUGACAUGGCUUUCAUGGUGGAUAUGUAGUCGUCCUUAUUCCGUGGGUAUACCUGCCUUGAUACAUUCGGGGCGGAAUGUUGAUGUAUUUGGUUGAUAUCAGGCUCUUGAUAUUUCGACCAAUCUUCAUGGAAAAGUUACCAAAUGUGGGUGUCUUCCAUAAUACUACUGAGGGUGAGAAGCUUAAAUAUGCCCUAGCAUAUGCGGUGAAAGCUCUGAAAGAAAUGCAUGAACGAAAGGAGAUCGAGGGACGGGCUGCAGGUUUGAUCACCUUCUUUUUUCUUGAUGGAACAUGGCUGACGUCUCGAUAGGCAAACAAAUCGUCUACCAUGCCAUCCAGCAAAUUGAAUCAGACGACGCAACCGGUACUGACGGUCCUGAUCCCGACCAAAACAACAAGGAUCUCGAAGAAAAAAUAUCCAUCCUCAAAAUCCGUGAAAAGGACCUUCGCGAGAAAUUAGCUACCCUCAACGCGGUCAUACCCAUCUCCGUGCUCAAAGAUCAAAUCAGCAAUCUGGAGGAAAAAAAGACAUUACUCAUUUCUCAGAUAUCGACCCUGUCAGCGGAAAUGGAAGAGUCGAACAGCUGUGUCUGCAAGGAGGAUUUUGAUCAAAUUGAUCAGGAAUGGCGCAAAUGGCAUGGUCAGGUCACAUCUCGUAAGAGGAUUUUUCUCGAGUUCUGGUCUAGCUGUACGGAGGUGUUGCCGCCGGAUAUGACUCCGGAGGAUCUCAAGGAGACACUCGGUAUUGAAGGGUCUUUCUAGAUGCGAAUUCUGCAG